CAGCCUCUUCCGCUCGCUGAGCACAGUUGUCGUCUUUAGCAACCUAAAUGUCACCGUAUUGACACCGAAAUUCAGCGUUAAAGUCACUGGAUUUGCGGGAGCCGUUGCACGGUGACACAGUGGAUCUGUGCCCGCUGGAGGAAUCCAAACCCCGGAUGAGAGGCUGACGGAGCGGCGAAGGGAGUUUAAGGAGAUGGCGCCCACACGGAUGAAACUGCGUAUUCGCCGCCAUGGUGGUGUGGCUGGAGAAGCGGGUGGUGGGGAGGGUGGUCCAGGAGGCGGCAGCCAGCCAGAAGAAGGAGAACGGAGCCGAGAGAGCAGGAGCCGCAGCCGCAAGAAGAAACCCAGCAAUGCCUCAACCGCCGCAUCCUCAUCUGCUGCCACCAACUCAACACAACCACCUUUAGCGGUGGAGGAGGCAUCACCAGACUCUAAGUGUCCUAUCUGCCUGGACCGCUUCAACAACCUGGCAUAUCUGGACCGCUGUCUGCACCGCUUCUGCUUCCCGUGUAUCCAGGAGUGGUCCCACAACAAGCCAGAGUGUCCACUCUGUAAACAGCCCUUUACCUCCAUCCUGCACUCUGUCCGUGCUGAGGAUGACUUCAAGGAGUACACGCUGCACCCGUCGCCCAACAACGGCAGUGUUGCCGCUACCGUGGCCAUGGUGGCGGCCAUGGUGUCAGCAGCAAGAAGCGACCACCAGAUCAGGCGGAUGCUGCGCCGGGCGGCAGGUGUUGGUGCUACGACGACGACUGCGCGGCAGCAGUCGGGGGAGCGAGGAGCGAGAGGAGGUACAGGACGCAGAGUAGGUAGGGAUCGCUACCCUGAGUCUGCGCUUCACCAUCAGGAUGCAUCUCCUGAGGAGAGCGAGGAGGGCGAAGAGGAUCACAGCGUGCUGUCCGGAGCACGUGUGGAUGAGCCCGGCGUGAUAUUUGAAGGUCUGACUGGUCUCAGUGGCACGGUUGACCCCACCCCUCUCAAUGAUCAUUCGACACAGCGGCUGUUGUCCACUUUGGUGAUGCGGCAGCGCCUGCGGCAGAUAGGUGCACCUCUACGGCGGCUGAGGGACAGAGAGACUCUGGCCUUGCGGCGUGCGCUCUACCGUAGCAGUAUCAGAGUCCGUGGCAUUGCUGGGGUCAGUGGCAACGGUAACCAAGCACAACAGGAGCAGCGUGAUGUCACGGCAGAAGCCUUCCGUCACAACCCCGCCAGCCUGAACAGACUCCGACCCUGGCUGCGGCGGGAGCUUACAGUGCUGUACGGCUCCCAUGGCUCGCUCGUGGACAUUGUUCAGCGUGUCAUCAUGGUGUGCCUCGCCCGUCACGGCCUGGAGGACAGACAUGCAAUCACUCGCCCCCUGCGGCCAUAUCUGCUGGCCUGCACUGACCACUUCCUGCAUGAGCUGGUUAGUUUUGCUCGUUCGCCGCUCACCCUGGAGGACUAUGACUUGCAGGCGAUGUACAAGCCGCCAACCCCUGACCUGGAGCACGACGAGAUGAUCAGCUCCAACGAUGGCGAUUCUGUCAUUGCCAUAUCAGAGGAUGAAGAGGAGGGGCAGCAAGGAGGGAGGCCUGAAGAGGCGCAUGGCGCUGCCCGUGCUAACAACAUCCAGGCAGAGCGCUCUCUCAGCAAUGCAGCCUGGGACGAUGAAACGCCAGGCCCCUCCUACUCCACCAUUGAGCCAUCCUGCAUGUUGGCACCGCUCUCGCUCAGCUCUGUCACGCUGGAGGAGGAGCAAAGGCGUGAGGGAGAGGAGGAGGAGGUGGAGGAGUGUCUGAUUGUGGGCUAUAAGAAGCCAAUCGCAGAGCGGACACCCGAGCUGGUGCAGCUGUCCUCCAACACAGAGGGCGAGGAGGAUGAGAAAAAGGAGGAGAGCACUGCUUCAGUUGUUGCUCCGCCCCUCUCUUACCCGCCCACAGUGCCGCCUUCCACAUCGGUCAAGCACAGAGAUGACUCAUAUCGGGAGGAGGAGAACGGUACAGCCCCUCACCGCCACUUGAGGGCUUGCUCAUGGUCGGCCAGCUCAGGUGUCAGUGAGUCCGGUCACAUCUCUGUGUGCACGCUCAGCCCUGCAUCGCCACGAGACAGUGAGCAUCAGUGCGGGAAAGAGUGUGUGACAUGUGUGAGGCAUCCAGAAGCUGAGAUGGUGAGUGAGAAGAGGCGGAGGAAGAAGAGGAAGAGGGGACAGAACAGAGAGCGAGUUGGCGUCCUGCACAACCCAAACCGCUGCAUUUAUCCCGCCAUGAUGCGUCGCUCUGAGUUCUCACACUCAUCAUCACCCUUCAACUCCAGCAUCGAGUCAUGCUCGCCACUGCCGCCAAGUCCGCCUGACUCUACCUGGGAGUACCGCAGUCCUCACAUGUCCCCUCCGUCGUCCUCUUGUUACUCGCCGUCACAGUCCUCCUCAUCUUCACCACUGUGGUCUUCGCCACGGCAACAAAAGCCACCGACGCCCUCCCUCUCCCCCAGUGACUGCAGCAACUCCCAUCACGGCGAGAAGCCCAGCGGGAAGCGGAAGUACAAGAGUCGCCACCUGAACAUUGACGAGAAAGACCCGACCUGGAGACCGUGUGGCAAGCGGGACAAGAGGAAGGAGGGAGGAGGUGAAAGGAAGACGAGGGCGCGAAGAAAAGAGAGGCGGAGGAAGGAGACUGUUAGGGGGAGUGUCAGCGGUGGCGUGGACAGCAGGAGGUGCAGAGACGAGCGCAGUCCCAGCGUGGAAAUCAUCUAUGAGGGCACCGUCAUCGUGGCCACACCACGACCUCCUGCCCCCAAACGCCGGAGGAAGCACCACCACCGCAGGACGCCACGCAGCAGCUCGCCGCUCGUCAUCACGCUGAACAGCGACAGCAGCCGCGAGGAUGUCCACGUCUGCAGCAGCAGUCCGCUCAGCAGCCAGCAGACUGUCGACUUCUCGGACCUUCCUCCUCUGCCAUUGGUCCCUUCUGCGGGUGUGAGCGGGGCCCUGGACAGAGCAGUGGGUGAGCUCCCUGUGGACAUCCUGGACAGAGGACGUGAGCCGGCGGACCUGCUGACGGUCGAGGACAGCGGCAGCAGCGAGCGUGAGGUGGAUGUGGAAAAUGUGGAGGGGUGUGAUCACCUGCAGGAGCGUGAUGCUGUGACGCGCGGCCUGAUCAAAAAGGUCACAGAAGGUCACAGCACAGCAUCACGUGAUCAGGAAACCAGAGACUCUGAGGUCAUGAACACUGACAGCCGUCUCCUGGCAGCUAUUCUCAGUGACCUGGAAGGUAUCAUUGCGCCAAAAUGUGAUCUGCCCUUGACCUUUGACCCAAGCUGCUCCCCUGAAAGCAGAACAUGUUUUAGGAGUCAGUGUGAUGUUGGUUGGAAUCGUCCACAGCAGGACGACGGCGCAGCAGGUGAGGACCGGGUGCCCCGAGACCAUGUCGGAACUUACGGUCGGUGUUCUGAUUUGGCUCCGCCUCUUCAGCACGGCAGUGAUGUCCCCCCGCUCCUGAAACAAGCGAGUCCUCAUUCUCCACACAACAGGAACACCCCGCCUCCACUGAAACACAAGGACGCAGAGAGUCCGCGCUUGUCCCCUCCCACUGACACGGCUGACUCAGUAACUCCUCCCACUGACGGCGCCUCACAUGCCACCAUGUCCCUCCUGGAUUCUCAUCUUACUGCUAACCGGGCCGUCCCCACAGCUUCAGUUAGCUCCAAAUCCACGGCCCAGUCCUCUUCAGGUGCUGUGACUGAGUUUGAAGGCAGAGCCACGUCCUCUGACACAACCGUGGAUUCUUCUUCUGUGGCGUCCUGCUUACCUCACCUUCACUUCGCUUCCUUUCCAUCGUUACAUUCCAUCUCAAACAAUGUCCUGACUGACACCUCUGCUGCUCCGCCCACUGAUUCGGGGGCACCCUUGUUCUCUAUUGGUUCACACUCAGCUGGGUGCCCCUCCAACACAGACUCCACCUGCAGAGGUUCUAGGGAACUGACUUCCUGCCGGGUAGUCCCUGCUGACCUGCUUCCAGACAUUCCAUCAAAUGGCUCUCCUCCAGUUUUUGUUUCUUCCAUUUCUUCCGCCAUUCCCAGUCCUGCCUCACCUGGCCACUCCCAUUUUCCCACAGACAAUCUGUCCAAAAGAUGUUUGCCAGCAAGCAGGAGCUCCAUCCAAACAGCGUCUUUCCGUAGUACGCUGAUGCCCGUUGACUUGCACCAUCAGACGACCAAAUCCAUCAUCGGUGUCCGAGAGAAACCACCGCGGAGUUCUUUGCAGUCCCAGACUGCUUCAGGACCGCCCACUCUGGGUGCCGUGACACCUGCCCGUUUGCCUGAAAGGAGUCCCACAUGUCACGUCGACCUUAACUGCUGGAGCGUGGCAUCAGCGUCACGGGAGCUGUGGGGGCGCGGGGAAAUGCUGUCAGUGGUUGGUUCUGAAUCCAGACCUCCUUUGAACCACCUGCCACACAUUGAUUCACAAUGUGUGCAUCCGCCACAGAGUGUUGUCGGCUUUGAUCACUUAAACCACACAGCCUUACCCUCCUCUUCUAGUCCACACGCCAGUUCUGGGUUUGAGUCCUGUUCCAAACCUCACAUCGAUGCCCACCCUAAAAUCCUCACGGACUCUGGAGUCCACGUCAGGUCUCAGAGGGAUAUGCGCUUGGAUGGUCAGGUGACCUCUCUGAGCUUUCCAGGUUUGGGGUCACAGAGGUCAGGUGAUAGUUCUGACCCUGGACCACAAACAGAUGGUUGAAGUUCAAACGUAGAAAAUGAAGAUUAAAAAGCUGAAGAUUUCAGAACAUUUCCAAGUUUGUGGCAGAUAAAGAUCGUUUUAAACUCCAGCUUCCUCUUUGUUCUUUUCACACAAAUGUUGAUUAUUUAAGAUGAAACAUUUGUUUGUUUGCAGGAGAAUCAGAGUUUGCUCGGUUUGUCUCUCAACUGCAGCAAAAAUA
Molecule: messenger RNA, 4916 nt
Organism: Thalassophryne amazonica
Lineage: Eukaryota; Metazoa; Chordata; Actinopteri; Batrachoidiformes; Batrachoididae
Product: E3 ubiquitin-protein ligase Topors-like
Exons: 4
Coding region: 194-4717 (1507 amino acids)
Biological process (GO): protein monoubiquitination; protein polyubiquitination
Molecular function (GO): metal ion binding; ubiquitin protein ligase activity
Source: RefSeq, a predicted model, not a curated record